ACUGGACACACAAACAGGCUGGAACGAGAACAGGUGAAGCAGUAAACGCGUCCAAGCAGACAUGACUACAUCCACUAGUGAGCUCCAGGAGACCUACAAGCAGCAGGGCUUCCUCUCAGGCCUGCCGGUGCUGACUGAGACCGAGCUGAGGGAGGCCACGCUCGCCUUUUCCGAGCUGGAGAAAGAAUUUGGUGAGAACUACACCAAGUACAGCCUCCAUAAUGUUCACCGUCAGUAUCCUUGGGUAAUGGACCUAACCAAACACCCCCGCAUCUUGCAAGUGGUGCAAGCCAUCGUGGGCCCUGACGUCAUCCUGCUGGACUCCCGCUUCAUCUGCAAAUAUCCAACCCCCAAACCCAGCAGCACUCAGGGCCAUGAGGAUGAGGAGCUGCCGUAUGUGGCUUGGCAUCAGGAUAUGCGGUAUUGGGGUAUCGCUGGUGGGCCCGUUCUGUCUGUGUGGCUCGCUCUUGAUGACUCGGUGAAAGAGAAUGGAGCCCUUCGCGUUAUACCAGGAAGCCACUGUUCUGGCCUAUUGCCCCAUCACCAAGCCGUACGGCCUGGAAACAUGCUGACUGUCAACCAGGAGAUCCCGGAGGAGCUUCUUCAAACUGAGGAGGCUGUGCUUUGCCCUCUCUUGGCUGGACAGAUGUCUAUCCACGACGGACUGCUGGUGCACGCCAGUGAUGCUAACACAUCCCAGAAGAGGCGUUGUGGCUUUGUGAUUCGUUACGUUCCCACCUAUGCUUACCCCAUAGAGGAUCCCGACCGUCCCAGGAAAUUCCAUGCAACACAGUUGGUUUGUGGAACAGACCAAUUCAAGCACUUCUCAAGCCAAGCACAAUAAAAUUGUUGUUUUCAAGAGUAAACAAUAUCUGUUGGAC
Messenger RNA from Dunckerocampus dactyliophorus (ringed pipefish), 881 nucleotides. RefSeq lists its product as uncharacterized. The record is from RefSeq and is a predicted model, not a curated record. Lineage: Eukaryota; Metazoa; Chordata; Actinopteri; Syngnathiformes; Syngnathidae. Bases 62 to 844 code for a protein of 260 amino acids. The transcript has 7 exons.